Melanotaenia boesemani (Boeseman's rainbowfish) is the source of this 1014-nucleotide messenger RNA. Its product is annotated as angiopoietin-related protein 5-like. Gene Ontology annotation, biological process: angiogenesis; Tie signaling pathway. The record is from RefSeq and is a predicted model, not a curated record. NCBI's taxonomy places the organism in Eukaryota, Metazoa, Chordata, Actinopteri, Atheriniformes, Melanotaeniidae. The transcript is spliced from 6 exons. The coding region runs from base 16 to 795 and encodes 259 amino acids. Gene Ontology annotation, molecular function: receptor tyrosine kinase binding.
UAAAUUCAGGGUAACAUGAUGUACCUACUUAACAGUUGUGGGCUCAUACUGGUUCUUCUCUUGAGUUGCUCAGAAGCAGAGAUCGAGACGCCACACUUUUCUCAAGACUGCACACAGCUUAAGGCCAGAUCACCAAGAGCCCUCAGUGGGCUUCAUCUGAUCAAGCCUGCUGGUGUCCAUACUGCCUUCAUGGUGUACUGUGAAAUGCGUCCUGAUGGAGGCUGGACGGUGUUUCAGAGACGCAGUGGAAAAGCGCAACACUUUGACAAAGACUGGAAGGAGUAUAAAAAUGGUUUUGGAGCCUUGACAAAUGACCACUGGCUCGGUCUGAAGAAGGUAUUUUCUCUGACAAAUGAUAAAUCCAAGAGGUGGACCUUGAGGGUGGACCUGUGGGACCAUGAAGGGGGCUCUGCUUUUGCUGAGUACAGUGACUUUAGUCUGGGAAAUGAGGAGAUGAAUUACAAAUUGCAUGUUGGAAAUUACAGUGGAAACGCAGGUGACGCCAUCCGUGGUGCCACUGCAGGAAUCGACCAAAACGGCUUUGGCUUCAGCACCAUCGACCGUGACAAUGACGGCUGCUCACCAUGUAUGUUUGGUGGCAUUAGUGUAUCACAGUGUGCUGCCUUAGAGGGCGGCGGCUGGUGGUACAGCCGGUGUGGCUCUGCCAGUCUAAAUGGUAAAUGGCAUCGUUUUGGUCACCACAUUGGCCAGGCUUCGGGCCUCCACUGGUUCACCUGGAAACAUCCUGCAUCCUACUCAUUCAAGGCCUCCAGAAUGAUGAUCAAGUCUAUGUGAGAGGAGCUCUGGCUGUCCUGCUCUCAGGGUAUUUCUAAAUGUUUUGAUCACUUUUUUCCAAACAUACUUGCACAUAUCUGUUUCCAGUUUAACCUACAACAGAAGAUUCUCACUUUUUUUUUUUUUUUUUUUUUUUUUAAAAAGGUGAAGGAUGUUUGCUGUCCAACUCAUUAAGCUCCCAGAAUUUGUGAGAUAUACAAAAAUAAAACAAUUUACGUG